Molecule: messenger RNA, 2258 nt
Organism: Herpailurus yagouaroundi (jaguarundi)
Lineage: Eukaryota; Metazoa; Chordata; Mammalia; Carnivora; Felidae
Gene: COX10
Product: cytochrome c oxidase assembly factor heme A:farnesyltransferase COX10
Exons: 4
Coding region: 34-717 (227 amino acids)
Biological process (GO): heme A biosynthetic process
Cellular component (GO): membrane; mitochondrion
Molecular function (GO): protoheme IX farnesyltransferase activity
Source: RefSeq, a predicted model, not a curated record
AAUCAGUUUUUUGAGGUGCCAUUUGAUUCAAACAUGAAUAGGACAAAGAACAGACCUCUGGUUCGUGGACAGAUCAGCCCGUUGCUAGCUGUGUCCUUUGCCACGUGCUGUGCCCUUCCAGGCGUCGCCCUCCUGACCUGGGGGGUGAACCCCCUCACGGGAGCCCUGGGGGUCUUCAACAUCUUCCUGUACACCUGUUGCUAUACCCCGCUGAAGAAGAUCAGCAUCGCCAACACGUGGGUCGGAGCCGUCGUCGGGGCCAUCCCGCCUGUCAUGGGCUGGACGGCAGCGACCGGCAGCCUGGACGCCGGAGCGUUUCUCCUGGGAGGGAUCCUCUACUCCUGGCAGUUCCCCCACUUCAACGCCCUGAGCUGGGGCCUCCGUGAAGACUACUCCCGCGGCGGCUACUGCAUGAUGUCGGUCACCCACCCGGCCCUGUGCCGGCGCGUCGCCCUGCGCCACUGCCUGGCCUUGAUCGGACUGUCCGCCGCCGCCCCCGUCCUGGACGUCACCACGUGGACCUUCCCCGCCAUCUCCCUCCCCAUCAACCUGUAUAUUUCCUACCUCGGCUUCCGGUUCUACGUCGACGCGGACCGGAAGAGCUCCCGGAAGCUGUUCUUCUGCAGCCUCUGGCACCUGCCCCUGUUUCUGCUGCUCAUGCUCACCUGCAAGCGGCCGCCAGGGGCGACCUGUGCCGGGGGGGAGCCUCGGGGUUGACCCCACGUGGGCGCGUGGGGAAACAAAAGCAAAAAAACGUACGGGGAGACGCACUUUUUUUUUUUUUUUUUUUUUUUUUGUGCUUUGCGGUGAGACCAGAAUAUUUUGUCAAUUCUAGAAGCGGAGAAGGGAAAUUGCCCGGUUUGGUAGGAGAUUGUAAAAUGAUUUGAUGCUCCGUGAUCACGCGACGUUUUUUUUAAUGGUAGCAUCCAAGAUGCGCCCCAAAUGAGAAAUGGGUUGGCUCAGGUGAUUAAUAAGAGAGAGAGAGUAUUUUUCUCUUUAAGAGUCUUUGUAGAUUUCUUCCUCUAACCCCCGACGGCCCCCUCCCCGUUGAUUUUCUUCUUUGUGGGGAGGUACAGGUCCACGUCUUCCCUUUCUAGCCACACACACACGCACGCACACACUCACAGACAAACACGCACACACACUCCCGGCCCGCCAGUCGGAAUGCUCCCUGGUGACCAGACGCGUUGAUCAGGAGUACUCGGUCUGGACUUUCUGUGUCCUCAGGUCCCCGGAGGGCCACAUCGGAGGAAGUGCGCCCUGCCGGCCCUCCCCGUGAAAGAGCCAGGGCCCCGAGUCCAGCUUUCUCACAUAUAUUCUCAACCGCAUACUCCCCCAAACAAUAAUAGAACCCGAAGGGUGUGCUGCCGGCCCAUCGCCAAGGGAGAAUUCCAAACGGUUGCCUAGGGGACCCCAGACGGGACUGCCAGCCCCUGGUCCACCCCCGUUACGUAUCAGCAUUUCAAAAACUCCAAGGAAUCAAAGGCAUCUUUAUAUAGUUCACUUGAAAAUACAGGAGGUGUCUGAAGCGUUUUCUUUCUGGAAGGGUGGCGCCAGACUUCGUACCAGCCAUCGGGCGGGCUCUGACCCCUUCGUGUCACCCGUCAGCCACCGGUUUGCUGCGCGGCUUCUCAAGGCCGAUGGAGAAGCGAAGACAAACAAACAAACAAACAAAAACGUGAGUAGGCCUAGCCAGCCACAGAGCUCGCGUUCGCGUCCCUUCGGUGGAAAACGCCGUUCUCUCCCGGGAUCUUCUGAACUCAGAAAUCAGCCUCCGUGCAUCCGGUGGCCAGAAGCUCGGGUCCGACUCUGGGCAGGGAUGCGUCCGUCCUGGGAGUUGUGCGAGCUAACCUGGAGCCAGGCACGUGUGGUCCCUUCCAUCCGUCCGUCCUUUACAUAUGGUCCUUGUCCGCUGUCGAAUCCCACUUGCCUGAAGGUCUCGAUGCUUAACGGGGUGUUUUCCUUGCUCAGUCUGUGGGGGCACUGCUGGGAUUCAUUGUGGGGAGUAUUUAAGGCGACAUUUAAACGGUCACUGCAGCCUGCCCGUUCUCAAAAUUGUCUAAAGCGACUGCCGAGAACAUGUGACCCCCGUUUCUACUUCUGUGCGGUAUUACCUCCCGGCUGUAUCCAGGUCCUUUCCUGUGGGGAACGUGGCAUAGGAAUGUCUGCAAAGAACGUCUACACCCUGUUGCAGCCCUCAGGUUUGUAAAAUGCCUCCAUUCUCUCCUGCUGCAAUAAACCAGUAGGUGAGAACAGCA